CAUCUCCUGAAGUGGUUUGAACGAUCAGUUUCGGAGGGCAUUUAGACCUGGUCUUUUUACAAUCGGAUAGUUAUCGGAUCACAGAAAACGCAUAAAGGACGUCAUAUGACACGCUAAAUAGACUCUGAGUUUAUUUCCCAUUUAUGUUUGCUUGCUUGUUUGUUUGUUUGUUUGUUUGUUUUUUUAAAGAUGCGCGAUCCGAAUGUGAAUUUUAAUUUCCUCCAGAAGACUUGCACUCUCAUUGUGCUCCUUUGCUGUCUGCACAUUUUUGUCACUGUAGUUUAUUAUGUCAGAUCGCUGGAUUUUAGACAAUCAUUUGUCCAAAACCAGCAACAAAUGUCCCAAAUCCACGGGAAACUGGAAGAGCACACAACAGGCACAGAAGAACUCAAAUCAAGCAGCACUUUAACUUACAAAAAAAGCAAUGUUACAGAAACCCAGCUGGAAAAAUGCCCUGAUCCGUCUCCUUUGCUCGUGGGUCCGCUCAGAGUCGAGUUUAACGUUCCGGUGAACCUCGAUGAGGUGAGAAAUGUGAAUUCGGUGUUACAAGAGGGAGGACGCUUCAGACCCAAAGAUUGCAUAGCUCUGCAGAAAGUGGCCAUCAUCAUCCCCUUUCGAAAUCGAGACGAGCAUCUGAAGUACUGGCUUCAUUACCUGCACCCGAUCCUGCAGCGGCAGCAGCUCGACUAUGGGGUCUAUAUCAUUAACCAAGAUGGAGAAGAGACGUUUAACCGUGCCAAACUGCUCAAUGUAGGCUACGCCGAGGCCCUGAAGGAGUACGACUACGAUUGCUUCAUAUUCAGCGACGUCGACCUCAUCCCCAUGGACGACCGAAACACGUACAAAUGCUUCAGCCAACCAAGACACCUGUCUGUCUCCAUGGACAAAUUUGGCUUCAGGCUUCCGUAUAACCAGUACUUUGGGGGGGUGUCCUCAAUGAGCAAGGAACAGUAUCUGAAGAUCAAUGGCUUUCCAAAUAACUACUGGGGCUGGGGAGGCGAGGAUGAUGACAUCUUCAACAGGCUGAGCUCCAAAGGGAUGGUCAUAUCCAGACCCAGUGGUGUCAUCGGAAAAUGCAGGAUGGUCCGUCACAGCCGUGACAAGCAGAACAACCCGAAUCCCCUAAGGUUUGACCGAAUAUCACACACCAGAGAGACCAUGAACUCAGAUGGCAUCAACUCAUUGUCCUACAAAGUGGUGAAAGUGGAGAAGGACAAGCUGUAUACCAAAAUCACAGUGGAUGUCGGCAAACCAUAGAACGCUCAUCAUUUACCAGGACGAACUAUCAUGAAGACUGGAUGCAAUAUCCAAAUGUGCCUUGACAAUUUAAUUUGAAGUUAUAAGUUUAAAUUUUUGAAAAAUAAUCUUUAACUUUACAAGGAGAGUUCUCCAUUUUUAAAAGACACUAGUACCUAGAAAUUUAUUUGCCAUCUUUGCACAAGGUGAAAAGAAAGGAAGUGGACAUGUGAAUUUAUGUCAUACAGGAGAUUUGAAGGUUGGUUGUGUGUGUGUGUGUGUGUGUGGGGGGGGGGGUGUUUGUUUGUGUUUCUGGGUUUUUUUUCCCAACUCUAAAAUGCUCUCACCGAGCUACUAGAGCAUCUCUUGAGCCACAAGGCAUUGUGUAAAGAAUGUAAGCUGCAGUGUGUGUUUCUGACCUCUUUUCUAGCUUUGCCUUAAGAUCACCUCUUUGUAUGUUGAAGAUUUAGAGAGGAGUCUUUAAUAUGGAACAGGAGAAACAACGUUACAAGUUAUGAAUGAGAUUCACACUUUAGUAGUAAGUAUGACAAUCCAGAGUACAAGCAAUAUCAGAGGUGCCAGUAUGCAUGACUUUAUCAGGAUCUUGACACCUUACUAUGUAUAUGGGAGACACAUUAAAACUAGCCGUUUCUGGUUUCUCAGCUAUAGCGAUGUUAAUUCCCCAGCGAUUGGGGAAAAAAAUGUGUUUCUUGUAGUGGGCACUUUUGCUAGGUGAAUUUAAGGUUAUGUUACAAUCCUAGGUCUUGGGAGACAUUAGAAAACAAGUUGGUGGGUAAAAAAAAAUUUUGUUUAUCUACUGGAUAAAAUAUUAAUUACACAUAUAUCUUGCAAAUAAUUAACCACUCUGCUCUUGAGAUAUUAUUAGAUAGGUAAGAGAACUGCAUACACACAGGCCCAUGAAUGCGCAUAUGCCAGGGUGCUGAGGUAAAAUUCUGAGAUUUUUAUUUUUUUUCUUCCCGAAAUUUUUUUAUUAGUGAUGCUGGCACGUCUUUGAUACCCAUAAAUGAGUGAAAAGAUAAAAACAGAUAAUGAUAUCCUGUGCGUUGCAGCCAUGGGCGUAAAUCCCGGGGGUGUGGUGGUGGUGGUGGUGGGGGUGUUCUCAUUCAUCUCACCUACUUUGCACACACGAGUCAGGUGUGUGGCUGCGGCACAACUUGGUUGGUGCUGGUGCUGUUUAUUGUUUAUUGAGCUUUUCACUAGCCAAACUUAUUAGUAAAAUACCAACAGAGCAGAGGACAUGUUAUCAGGCACGGAAAGCAGUUCCUUUACCAUUUACUAGCAACCACUGACCAUUAAACCCCCCCCCCCCCCCCAAAAAAAAAAAA
Molecule: messenger RNA, 2582 nt
Organism: Tachysurus fulvidraco (yellow catfish)
Lineage: Eukaryota; Metazoa; Chordata; Actinopteri; Siluriformes; Bagridae
Product: beta-1,4-galactosyltransferase 1-like
Exons: 6
Coding region: 190-1257 (355 amino acids)
Biological process (GO): carbohydrate metabolic process; protein N-linked glycosylation
Molecular function (GO): beta-N-acetylglucosaminylglycopeptide beta-1,4-galactosyltransferase activity; cytoskeletal protein binding
Source: RefSeq, a predicted model, not a curated record